Molecule: messenger RNA, 626 nt
Organism: Salvia hispanica
Lineage: Eukaryota; Viridiplantae; Streptophyta; Magnoliopsida; Lamiales; Lamiaceae
Product: RNA-binding protein csdA-like
Cellular component (GO): cytoplasm
Molecular function (GO): mRNA binding
Source: RefSeq, a predicted model, not a curated record
CCUACAUUCCAGUUCCAAUUAAGCCCAACAACACAACACACACUAAUUAUAUACUCCUACUAUUUUGUAGAUAUAGAGAAUGAACGGAGGAGAUUGGAUGUGCAAUGCGUGCCAGCACAUCAACUUCAAGAAACGGGAGGCGUGCCAUCGCUGCGCCUGCCCCAAGUACUCCACGCCGGCGGAGGUGGAGGCCUAUGCGGCGGCGCAGAGAACCCAAGUGAUGGCGGGAGACUGGUAUUGCGGCGCCAUGAACUGCGGCGCUCACAACUACGCCAGCCGAAGCACCUGCUACCACUGCGGUGGCGCCAAGAGCUACUGCGGCUACGCAUACGACGCCGUUCCCGGCUGGAAAACCGGGGACUGGAUUUGCAACCGACUAGAAUGUGCCAUGCACAACUACGCUAGCAGGACCGAAUGCUAUAAAUGCAAGACACCAAGAGAGUGAGGAAUUGAGAGAUUAUACUAGGAGGGAGUUCAAGUGUUUUACACGCGCUCUUAUCUAUUUUUUUUCCUUCUGUACUUUUUUUUUUUUUUUUUUUUUCUUUUAGGAUUUUGUUUUACUCCUUUUUCAGAUUUGAUUUUAUUUGAAAUGAAUGAGCAUCCAUCUCAACCGGUUUGAUGACUUA